UUACGGCCACAUUGAACCUAACAAUUUGUGCAAAACGUAUGAAAAUUGAGGAUUAUUGUUGUUUUCUGCUAAAUUUAACAAAAGGAAUACACUAAUAAUAUGGCCAAGCAUCAUCCCGACUUGAUUUUCUGCCGCAAACAGCCAGGCGUCGCCAUUGGCCGGUUGUGUGAAAAGGACGAUGGAAAAUGUGUGAUUUGUGACUCUUAUGUGCGUCCUUGUACCUUGGUGCGCAUUUGUGAUGAGUGCAAUUAUGGCUCAUAUCAGGGACGCUGCGUUAUAUGCGGUGGUCCCGGCGUUUCUGAUGCCUACUACUGCAAAUCCUGCACUAUACAAGAGAAGGAUCGCGAUGGUUGUCCUAAAAUUGUCAAUCUGGGCAGCUCAAAGACAGACUUGUUUUACGAGCGCAAGAAAUAUGGUUUCAAACAAAAUUAUUGAAAUAUGGAAGACUACCUCAUCUAUAAUAUAUCUCUUAUAAUUCUGUAUUUUGUAAUUUAAUGAAUAUAAAGUUUUAUACAUGAA
Messenger RNA from Drosophila nasuta, 519 nucleotides. RefSeq names its product PHD finger protein 5a (gene Phf5a). The transcript has 4 exons. Bases 100 to 435 code for a protein of 111 amino acids. Gene Ontology annotation, biological process: mRNA splicing, via spliceosome. NCBI's taxonomy places the organism in Eukaryota, Metazoa, Arthropoda, Insecta, Diptera, Drosophilidae. The record is from RefSeq and is a predicted model, not a curated record.